Molecule: messenger RNA, 1749 nt
Organism: Ctenocephalides felis (cat flea)
Lineage: Eukaryota; Metazoa; Arthropoda; Insecta; Siphonaptera; Pulicidae
Product: solute carrier family 2, facilitated glucose transporter member 8-like
Exons: 13
Coding region: 253-1749 (498 amino acids)
Biological process (GO): transmembrane transport
Cellular component (GO): membrane
Molecular function (GO): transmembrane transporter activity
Source: RefSeq, a predicted model, not a curated record
AAUAAUAAAUAAUUUCCAGAUGAAGUGACUUAGUAGUGUUUUUUUAUAAUACUUUAAUGUGGUAUUAGGACAAUUUGGAAUAGAUUCAGAAUGUUAACGAAGAACAGAAGUUAAGUUCCAAGUGAAAUAAUUUGCGAUGCAGAACAACAGAAUAAAUACCAUAUUGUUCAUUUUAACAUUCAAUGACAUAUUUCACUAAUAUUGAAUCAACAAAUUAAUCUUCGAAGGAAAACAUCAGUCAAGAUUGUAAAAAUGCAUUUCAAUAAUAUCAUCAAAAAUGGGAGGUAUACACAGUUCGUGGCUGCCAAUGCAGUGAAUAUUUUAACAAUAUCAGCGGGUGCAUCAAUGGCCUGGACUUCGCCAGUAUUAGCAAAACUAGCAAAAGAUAAAAGUUACAGCCCAUUUCCACGGCACAUCACCAGCCCCGAGGCAAUGUGGAUGGGCGCGCUGGUAUCUCUGGGUACUGCUGUAGGGCCGUUCAUAUGUGCAUUUUCAACGAACAAGAUCGGCAUGAAGCAGACGCUGCUGUGGUCAGCUCUGCCCAGCCUGGUCGGCUGGAUCCUGACGGCUUCGGCCACGACCAUAAUGCAACUCCUGGUCGCCAGGUUCAUUUUAGGUAUAGCUUGUAGUGUCGUCUUUUCAGUAGCUCCAUCUUAUGUUUCAGAAAUCGCAGAUAACACUUUUCGGGAUUGUUGUGGUAAGCUUUUGGUAAACUUUUGGUUCGAUGACCAGGUCAAGCUACAAAAGCUUUUGGCGAUUGACCAACUAUUGACUAGGACAAAUAAUGGUCCGAUGAUGACAGGUCUGGAGGAUGUGAUAAAUGUAGAAUUGGGUCUCAUUAAAGCUGUAAAAGCUUUGGUGAAUGACCAAACUUUUGGGAGGUCUUGCGUCGUCUUGAUGCAUUGCUAUACCUUGCUUGUGGGUAAGCUAGAUAAAGCAAAAGCAUCAUUAGUUCGCUUAAGAGAUAGAUCUGCAGAUGAAAUAGAUAAAGAAGUUAAGCAAAUACAGGCAGAUGUAGAAGCAGCCAAGGAUGGCUCAUAUCGUGAGCUCUUAUGCAGUGGUACCCAAAAAUUGCCUUUAUUUUUGGGAAUAGGAUUGGCCGUCUUCUUUCAAUUAUCAGGAGUUACUGCCGUACUAAUUUACGCCGAAUCCUUGUUCGAACAAACGGCAUCAAGUCUUUCGCCGGAUGUCAUGGCCAUGAUAAUGGGAGCGAUUCAAACAUUUGCUGCACUCAUUACUCCUUUUAUUUUUGAUAGAUGCGGCAGAAAGUCUUUGUUAAUAUUUUCAGGCGCCGGGAUGACCAUUGCAAUGGGGACCUUUGGUGCGUAUUUUUAUAUAAUUGAAAACAAUUUGAUGAAUGCUGAUUCUUUGACUUCGAUACCAAUGGGAUGUAUAGCCGCUUUUAUUUUUACAAACUCUAUUGGUUUCGGUGGCGCUAUAUGGGUGGUUAUAAGCGAAAUCUUUCCUGGACAUCUUCGGGCUCAUGCAUCCGCUAUCUGCACGUCCAUCUGUUUCGUCACCGCCUUCGUGAUCGCUCUCACUUUUGAUGACUUGCAAGCUCUCUUGAAAAAUUCAGGAACUUUUGGACUAUAUGCAUUUUUCUGCGCUCUUUCCGUCAUAUUUGUGGCAGUUUUCUUACCGGAGACCAGAGGUAAGACUUUGAAGAAAUUUCAAAAGAAGCUUAAAACAAAAUUCAAGUCGAACGUUGUUGAUGUUGGACACGACAAUCCUGCCAUGGAGCGACAUUAG